Phaedon cochleariae (mustard beetle) is the source of this 1239-nucleotide messenger RNA. Lineage: Eukaryota; Metazoa; Arthropoda; Insecta; Coleoptera; Chrysomelidae. The record is from the annotation of a GenBank genome assembly.
GUUUCAUCUCGCUGUAUUAGAUGCCAAUGUCAGAAUGUCUCGUUGUCAUAUUCUAUCCAAGGCAAAGUCAAAAAGGAAAGGAACAUGUGCAAAAGUCGAAUGCAAGUGCGACAGGAACAUCUGUUUCUGCGAAACCCUGCACGCACCGUUCACAGACAAACUUCCAGAGAAUCUCACUCCUGGCACCUGCAUCGUCAUCGACGGUUUGAUCAAAGAAGACUGCCCUAGAUUCGCCAUCAAUCUAGCUUGCUCGGAAGAAGGAGACGUCGGUCUGCACAUAAACCCACGUCUGUUUCAGAAAUUCAUCUCGAGAAAUUGCCGCAUAAAUGGCAAAUGGCAAGUACCAGAAGUAACGUCCAUUGCGAAAUUCCAAUUGGCGAGGAACCAAUCUUUCCGAAUGAGUAUCCUGAUCACCACCAAAGAAUUUCUCAUAGCCAUAGACGGUAAACACUUCUGUGGAUACGUAUUUCGUUUCUCUCCCGAACAUCUGCAGAUUCUUCAAGUGUUAGGAUCCAUCAAAGUUCUCAAGGUGGACUACCAAGAUCUGGAAGAAUAUCCUCCAGAGUUUCCCACGGUGGUUCCAGUAGUUUUGACGAUGGGGAAGAACUUAUUCGCAGCAAGCGGUGGCGAGGUGGACCUUCCUCUGGCAGCUUUCCUUGCUAAAGGUUUCAGGAAGGAUUUUCAGAUCGAGAUAAACGGCAAAAUCAAGAUGCAUCCUUGUGGAUUUUUCUUGAAUUUGCAGGAGACUUCACGUGUUUGGCCGUUGCCCAACUUACAUUUGCACAUCAAUUUCAUUUUCAAUGUCAAGCAAGGAAAACACUCGGUGCUGGUGAAUUCGAGGAUUGACGAAGUGUGGCGUGAUGCUGUUAUAGUACCAAGAUUAUAUUUACAACCUACUUCUGUUUUCAACAUCGCCAUUCACAGGUCCAGCGAAAACUUCAUCAUCUGGUUGGACGGGGAAUUAUUGGAUAUGUUCGAGAUUGCGACCACUAAUGUUGAUUUGAUUGACACCUUAUACAUCCAGGGGGACAUCUCUAUCUAUCCACCAAUGAAUAUAACUAUAAGAAAAUGACUCGUGUGCAUGAUUAUUUUGCUGUUACUGUUGAAUGCUGAAUCAUCUGAGUCACAUGUUGGUCAAUGAUUCAAUGUCCACAUUUGAACCAGUUGGACCAGUGAUUCUGAUUUCCCCUGUAUAUGUUAUUUUGGAAAUGAGUAGUGGAGAAAUUCCUAGUAUAACGG